This is a messenger RNA of Pararge aegeria (speckled wood butterfly), 1474 nucleotides long. Its product is annotated as protein TEX261. Gene Ontology annotation, cellular component: COPII-coated ER to Golgi transport vesicle; Golgi membrane; endoplasmic reticulum membrane. The record is from RefSeq and is a predicted model, not a curated record. Gene Ontology annotation, molecular function: COPII receptor activity. NCBI's taxonomy places the organism in Eukaryota, Metazoa, Arthropoda, Insecta, Lepidoptera, Nymphalidae. Bases 67 to 669 code for a protein of 200 amino acids. The transcript is spliced from 5 exons. Gene Ontology annotation, biological process: endoplasmic reticulum to Golgi vesicle-mediated transport.
AAAAUUGAGAGAAAAAAAAAACACUUAAAAUCAAAACAAUAGUGGAUUAAGUGAAGUGAAUUAAACAUGUUAUUCUUUAAUAUAUUAACCAUACUUUCCGUUGUGGUCCAAGUCGUAUUCGUGACUAUGUCUGUAGCGGCGGGGCUAUUCUAUUUAGCAGAAUUAGUGGAGGAGUACACAGUCACAGCUAAAUACAUCAUUACAUGGCUGGUGAUAAUAACAGCAGCCGUCCACGUAGGGUUGCUAUUGCUCGAGGACCUCCCGUUACAUCUACACGCAUUGGGUUUCCUCCAGCAAGGUCUGCACUUACUGUUGCUGAGACAAUUCCCGGUAGUGCGUGCAAGCAGCAUGUUAUUUUGCGCCGCAGUCGGAAACCUCGCUCUUCAUCACUACUGUGCGUUUAGAUACUUCGGUCAAAUGUACUACAACAUCUCUGAGGUGAUCGCGUACUUCAUUCUUGGUCUAUGGAUCGUGCCAUUCGCACUCUUCGUGUCUCUGUCCGCGAACGACUACGUGCUUCCCACAACGGGAGAAAGGCAGCACCUAUUAGACGACGGGAACGUAGUCAGCGAUUAUCUCUCUCGGAAAGCGAAGAAAUACAGCCUCCUUUCUUUCUUCACUUACGCUAAAGAGUCGAUACUGCCACAGCGAAGCAAGAAAGCUUUUUAAGAGAGUGUUUGUAUGUGCAUAGACAUAUUUGUAUGACUGAUAACACCUUAAACAACGAUGUUGUUUAUUUGUAUUGUAUAAAAUAUCAAAAAAUACGCCAUUUUACAAUUAGAAGUAUAGGAAACAAUCGAUUAUGAAAAACUCGUAAUACGAUUAUAACGUAAACCAUGUAGUUACCUAAAUAGAUUAAACGAUGUACCUAUCUUAAUCGACUGAAGUGUUCUCGGAACAGUGGAAUACUUAAUUGUUUCGACAGUAAAAACUUGUGUGUUUUUGUCAUUUUUUUCUACAUAAGAUAACAGUGUUUUUUUUUUGUUUAAUGUACUGCUGUUAUUUUAUGUCAUUUUACAGUGUGCAUGGCAUGCUGACUAAUUUUGAAAAACUCCCCAAAGACGUUUGGACCUAUCUACUGUAGGUUUAUCCAAAAAAUAUCUUAUUUUUUUAAAUUAAAUGUUUUGUUGAUAUAUAUUGCAAAUUAUAUUAAAUAAAAUAUUUCAUGGCCGCGUUCGUGAUGCCAUAGACAAAUUAGAGAUCUUCCAUACUAAGUAUAGUAUCCAUACUAAAGAUUAUUUCGUAAUAAGUUUCGGUAUUGAUAACACAAACCUGAACAAGUAGUUUGAAAUAACUAAAUACUUGAUAUAUGCAAUAUGGGAUAUUACAAGUUUAUAGAUUUUCGAAAUUCUAGCAGUAUUAAAUUCCUGUUUCAAGUAGUUCAAUAGUACUAAAGACCCGGCGAACGUUUUCGCGUGAAAUAUUUUUUGCACGACUCAUGAUGCGAAGCAUCAGAGAGUGCUUUACGAUCGAA